This is a messenger RNA of Funneliformis geosporum, 1056 nucleotides long. Lineage: Eukaryota; Fungi; Glomeromycota; Glomeromycetes; Glomerales; Glomeraceae. The record is from the annotation of a GenBank genome assembly.
AUGUUUAUGUGGGAAAUAAUAUCUGGAAUUACUCCAUUUAAUAAUAUAGUAUAUAAUAAUCAACUAGUUUUAAGUAUUUGUAAAGGUAAACGUCCUAAUAUUAAUGAUAAUAUUCCACAAUGUUAUGAAAGAUUAAUGAAGAAAUGUUGGGAUAUUAAUUCAUUAAAAAGACCAACUGCAUUAGAAAUUAAGAAUAUUAUUGAAAAUUGGUAUAAAAAUAUUUUAACUAAAGAUUUUGAUAAAAAAUUUAUAAAUGAAAUUAUAGAAUUUUAUAAAGAAGAUAAUAUUAUAAAAUUGAAAUCAAAUAUAUUACCAGUAUCUAGAAUAAUAAAUAAUGAACUAAUUUCAAAUGUUCAUACAAAUGAUUAUCUUCUUAUAAUGCAAUAUGCUAAUGAUGGCGAUCUUCAAAUUUAUCUUGAAAGGAAAUUCCAUAGUCUAACUUGGAUUAAUAAGAAAAAGUUGGCAUUUCAAAUUGCUGAAGGAUUAAUCUAUUUGCAUAAUGAAAAUAUUUUGCAUAGGGAUCUUGUAAAUGAUAUUGAUGAUCCAGUAGUACUUUCUAUUGCUAUUGCUAAAGGAGCUCGUGAAGCUACCAUAAUAAAUACUCCUAAAGAAUAUGAAAUACUUUAUCAACAAUGCUGGGACUCAGAACCUGAAAAACGACCGACUGUUAAAGUAAUAUUAGAAAAAAUUAAAAAAAUGAUUAUUGAAGAUCUUCUUCAAACAUAUUUAGAUGCAAAUCCUGAAAGAAAUCCGACUAUUAUAGAAUUGUUUGAAGUAUCUAAAACAAUGGGUUUACCUUUUGAAGAUCUUUAUCAAAGACAUUUUGAAUCAUGUCCUGAGAAAGUGGAAAUAAAUGUUAAUAGUAUCUCAGAAAAUAACAAGUCGAUUUCAGAAAUGCAAACUGUUGAAUUAAAUAAAAUUUCAGAUUCUGAUUUAUAUCUUGAAAAUCAUGCUGAUGGAUCAAAUCAGAUUCGUAAUAUCAACGAGUCGGAGUGGGAGCUACUGAAAGGCGAGUCUAAUUAUCAUUCAUGUAUCAAACCGACGUGGAAAGUUUGA